GGCCGGGGCGGGGCGGGCGUCCCCCUCGCAGGCGCCGGGCCGCGCAUUCUCAGCGCUGGGAGCCGCCGCCCCCGCAGCCGCCGCCGCCGCCGCCCGGUCCCGGACUCCAACGAGUGGUAGCCUAGCGUCCUGGGGAGCUUCUGUCCACGUGUCCUGCAGAGGAGUCGUUCCCAGCCCGGUUGGGGCUCCUUCGCAGGUCUCCCAGGACAGUGGCUGGCUCCACCCGACUCCUGGGCUGGCUUGGGCAUCUGUGUUCCCUCCUCCUAUCUGUCCCCAUCAGGCCCCGCUGACCCCUCCCCUGCCUCCCCAGCCCCAGGAUGGGUGAGUUCAACGAGAAGAAGACAACAUGUGGCACCGUUUGCCUCAAGUACCUGCUGUUUACCUACAACUGCUGCUUCUGGCUGGCUGGCCUGGCUGUCAUGGCAGUGGGCAUCUGGACGCUGGCCCUCAAGAGUGACUACAUCAGCCUCCUGGCUUCGGGCACCUACCUGGCCACAGCCUACAUCCUGGUGGUGGCGGGCGCCGUCGUCAUGGUGACUGGGGUUUUGGGCUGCUGUGCCACCUUCAAGGAGCGUCGGAACCUGUUGCGCCUGUACUUCAUCCUGCUCCUCAUCAUCUUUCUGCUGGAGAUCAUCGCUGGUGUCCUCGCCUAUGUCUACUACCAGCAGCUGAACACAGAGCUCAAGGAGAACCUGAAGGACACCAUGGCCAAGCGCUACCACCAGCCGGGCCACGAGGCCGUGACCAGCGCUGUGGACCAGCUGCAGCAGGAGUUCCACUGCUGUGGCAGCAACAACUCACAGGACUGGCGGGACAGUGAGUGGAUCCGCUCAGGGGAGGCCGGUGGCCGCGUGGUCCCCGACAGCUGCUGCAAGACGGUGGUGGCCAGUUGUGGGCAGCGGGACCAUGCCUCCAACAUCUACAAGGUGGAGGGCGGCUGCAUCACCAAGUUGGAGACCUUCAUCCAGGAGCACCUCAGGGUCAUUGGGGCUGUGGGGACCGGCAUUGCCUGUGUGCAGGUCUUUGGCAUGAUCUUCACAUGCUGCCUGUACAGGAGCCUCAAGCUGGAGCACUACUGACCCUGCCCUGGGCUUGGCCGUGGCUCUGUGCCUUGCUGCUGCUGCACCCAACUACUGAGCUGAGACUACUAAGUGCCAGGGGCUGGGCUCCCUGAUGACACCCACCCUGUGCCAUCACCAUAACCUCUGGGGACCCCAAUCCCAGAGGCAGCUUCAAGUGCCUUUCGCUGCACACCAAAGCCCAGCAGGGAAGUGAGGGGGGCUGGUGGGACGACGGUAUCAGGGGUGUUUUGUGGGGCUCCCUGAACACACUGCCUGGUGGUCACAUGCAGGCUGGAAGGGGCCUUGCUGAGUGGGGCAAGGCCGAGUGUUCCCAGCAGGGGGAGAAGCCCUUCACACCCCAGGCCCUUCAGGGACUGGGGCUUUGCCUUGCAGCCACAUGGCCCCAUCGCAGUCGGAGAAGCCGAGUAAGCUCUGACCCUUGGGCCUGGGCCUCUGCCCCUCCCCCCCAGGCCUCGUCUCCGUCAGAGCCCCUGCUGUCUUCCCCACCGCGGUCACUGUGCACUGCCCCGUCCAUGUGCCUGUGCGGGGCAGGGGCCUCCUGGUUUUGUUCACUGCUGUACCCAGAUGCCUACAACCAUCCCUGCCACAUACAGGUGCUCAAUAAACACUUGUGGGGCAGAUGG
This is a messenger RNA of Rhinopithecus roxellana (golden snub-nosed monkey), 1705 nucleotides long. RefSeq names its product CD151 molecule (Raph blood group) (gene CD151). NCBI's taxonomy places the organism in Eukaryota, Metazoa, Chordata, Mammalia, Primates, Cercopithecidae. Gene Ontology annotation, cellular component: membrane. The record is from RefSeq and is a predicted model, not a curated record. The coding region runs from base 318 to 1079 and encodes 253 amino acids. The transcript has 9 exons.